Molecule: messenger RNA, 1049 nt
Organism: Manihot esculenta (cassava)
Lineage: Eukaryota; Viridiplantae; Streptophyta; Magnoliopsida; Malpighiales; Euphorbiaceae
Product: dCTP pyrophosphatase 1
Exons: 2
Coding region: 527-916 (129 amino acids)
Biological process (GO): nucleoside triphosphate catabolic process
Molecular function (GO): nucleoside triphosphate diphosphatase activity
Source: RefSeq, a predicted model, not a curated record
CACAUGAUAACGUCUUGUCUCAUGUGUUCUGUGAGCUCAUUUGCUAGUAGACGUUAUUGGGAUUAGACUGGAAUCCCAAUUUCAUGGAUGGGUGCGUGACCGUGAUGCUUAUUUUGUCCAUGUUCGCACCAAGUUUCCCUGGCCUCUUAUGGAGCAGCAUUUCUAAUAUUCACCUUAUGUCCAAUAAUUAUCAAGCAUCAACUUUAAGCUAGUCCAAAAGAGUGCGUGGCUAGGGAAGAAUGCCAAAGAGGUUAAAAGUCUUGUCAUGGCCCCAUACUCUCAUGGGGUGCCUGAGUGAUAUCAACUCAUUGGUGGAGAAAAAAGAUUUGGAGACGUCUUUUGUAUAAAUCUCACAUGAUCACUUGUGUUGGAUGGGAACACCAGCGUGCUCUCCACUAGCACAAUACUGCAGUUUCAGUUCCUAAAUGGACAGCCAAUGAGUGAUCUCUCACAAUAUUGUCUUUAAAUAUGGUGAUGCGCUUGAGCUGAAACUGAAACAUAACCAACAGAAGAUAGAGGAAGAGGCAUGGAGAAUUCAUGUGAGUUUGCAGGAAAAUAUUCGAAUGAUGUUACCCUUAAAGAACUGAGAGAUAGGCUUGCAGAGUUUGCUGAGGCUAGAGGAUGGGAUCAAUAUCACAGUCCUAGGAAUCUCCUUUUAGCCCUGCUUCCUAUAUGUGUGCAGGUGGGAGAGGUUGGAGAGCUCUCAGAGAUAUUCCAGUGGAAAGGAGAGGUUGCAAAAGGGCUGCCAAACUGGAGUUGUGAUGACAAGGAGCAUCUGGAGGAACAGCUUUCUGAUGUGUUGAUUUAUCUCAUUCGUCUUGCUGAUGUCUGUGACCUUGAUCUUGGCCAGGCUGCAUUAACAAAAAUUGUUAAAAAUGCUAGGAAAUAUCCAGUUCCUGCUCAUCAAACUACUUGAACUUCCCUUUUUCUUUUUUCUCCAUAUUUUUAUUGGAUGUUGUAUAUCCUAGGGCAAUUCUUGCCUAAUUCAGUCUAUCAUGGAUUUAAAAUAAAAGCAAAAUAAAAUAAAAUAUAUAUAUUUAUGUUUUGAA